Molecule: messenger RNA, 2788 nt
Organism: Oryctolagus cuniculus (rabbit)
Lineage: Eukaryota; Metazoa; Chordata; Mammalia; Lagomorpha; Leporidae
Source: RefSeq, a predicted model, not a curated record
AAAUCUUGGGUCUUUUUUGGAAGGCAACACUGCAAUUUCUUGGUGAAAAUGAUAACAUUCACCCUACAGUAAAAAAAAACUUUUUUCUCUAUAAAUUGUAAGUAUCUUUAUACAGGAGAGUCCAAGACAAAACAUCCUAACUACUGUGUCUCAACUAACGCAGAAAUCGCACCAGGAAUCUUCUUACAGGUGAGGAAUUGGAUGUCCUGAGCAGGCACGGCGGUUAGGACGCCGCUGGGAAGCCCCGAGCCGCUGGGUCUCCAGGGGCGGCGCCCACUUACCCGCUGCCCGGCCAGCACCGGCGCUCGGGCCUCGGAGGCGGGUGAUGGCAGCCACCGGUCUCCAACCCCCGCUGAACCCUAACACGGGAGCGCGGGUCGCCCGGUACCGAGACACAGACCCGCUGGAGGCCCUGGCGGUGGCCUUGGGGGACCACGGGGAGGAGGACGUGGUGCGACCUGCGUGGGCGUCGGCUGAUUGGCACAGCGACUUUCCUGGGGUGGGGGAUCCUAUCAGCUUCGAGGACUUUGUGACCUUUUCUUCCAUUUAUCACUCGAAUGAAGAGUAUUUCAGGAAACUAGAAGAGCUGAAGGCUGCCCACAUGGAAACUAUGGCCAAAUUAGAGACGACGUACCACAGCCAAUUACCUCGAGCGGAGGUUUGGCCAGUGAUCAUCAGGCAGGAUGCUCCCAGUGAAUCCUCCAGACCUGUAUGGGAAAGGAACUCCUAUCACCCUGUAACGACGUGGUUUUCGGAUCCCGACUUAGGCUGGUGUUCCUCUUUCUGCACUUCUUCCUCUGAGGAGGAAUGGCCCAACCUAGCAAAAGAGCACCCUGGGAAAACCAGAAAGAUGACCUAUGCUAAGGAGCUCAUCCACAACAUGUGGGCAAACUUCCGUGUUAGAGAUUAUAUUCCAGGUGAAGACGCCGACUGUCUAGCAGUGGAAAGACCCAAGAGGACACGCCAAGAAUGGGUGCCCAGGCUUACAGUACCAGAGCCUUUUCAAAUGACCAUACGAGAACAGAAGAAAAAAGAGGCCCUGAAAUCUCAGUGGGAUCCCAAAAUGGCACAUAAACUGCUCAAAAAGCAAGAAGAGGAUGCUGAGUGUAGGAAGAAGUUCCGAGCCACCCCGGUUCCCGCAGGUGUCUUGCUCCCCAUUUACCAUGAGAUGGUCAAGCAAAAUGAAGAAAGGAGGAGGACCAUGAAGGAGAAAAACAUAGAAGCUCUUUUGGCUUCUCUAAAGCCUUUUACGUUUAUUGCAAGAGAGGAACAGAAGCAGGCAGUCCGGGAAAAGCAACUCAGAGACUUUUUGAAAUCUAAAAAGAAAACAAACAGAUGUAAAGCCAGGCCCGCACCUCCAUCUAUUUAUGGUUCAGCUACCAGGGACCAAUGCAAAGAUCUGUGUCGGGACAGCAGAGCACAGCCAAGAGCCCAGGAGCUUUUACAGACUUCGGUCCCUCCGCCUCGGAAGGCAGCUUACAGACGCCUGAGGAAUCCCAGGUGUCCUGAGCAGGCUGUCAAGUGCAGGUGCAAGGCAAGCGGCCAGAUUCCUGAGUUUGAAGGCCUCCCUGAGAGACAUCAGAAACACCCCUCAGAACACAAGUGUCCAAGACUCAAACCAUUCACUCUUCUUGCAUCCGCCAGGGCUACCAAGAGAGGGAUGGUUUCGGCAGACAUCAAAGCAGAUGAAGAAAAUGUCAGAGAAACACAUUGGCCAUGUGUGCCCUCGGGACGUCACUCAACAGUACCAAGUGCCAGCGCAAAGCCCAUGCCUUGUAGCUGCAACCUUCCCACGCCCACAGUGUCUGCCAGAGCACGAGAAGGUGCCCUCAGGAGAUCACAUGAGGAAAAGAAAAUGUUGGAAGACGAGAGAAACCGGGUCCUAGCCAAGCAGAAGCAAAGAAUGAAAGAAUUGCAGAAACUGCUGACAAGCCAGGCUGAGGAUGGUGACUCACAUCAAGGUGUAGCUCAAAUGCCUAACUCCAGGCUUACAUAUCUCAGAAAGAGUGCAAAGGAAGGAGUGAGACAAUAUUGACGAGAACUAGAAGAAAGAGACUUUAAAAGGAAGCCAUUACUGUUUGAAAGAGUUGCUUGGAAAAAUGCAGUAACGGCAAUAGAAAAGCUUUAUUUUAACACCCUAAAAGCACUAGGAAUUGAACUCACUUCAAAGAAAGGCCCAAGUGGAAAAGUACUCAAGCACUUCAACAAUCAAGACUUGCAAACUUUCACUGAAGAGAAGGAAAGCCUCCACGAAGAAGCAAAAACAGAAGAAAGAAGGGAAGACAUUUAUUUUGUUGGUACCCACAGUCAAGAUUCGGGCAAGGAAGAAGAGGAAGCAGGUGAAGCAAGUGAAGGAGCGACACCUGUUGAGGAAGAAAACGGGGUCAGCAAGAUCUCCUCUCCACGCCCUCGCUGCCGUUGGCAACAUCAUGGCCAUCCGCAGCUGCAUUUGUGAUGUUGAGAACGUCUGUGGGGACAGCGCUGAGAUGUGCAGAGCUAUUGAACAAAGACAUCAGAACCCCCUAAAAGGCACAGUGCAGCUGAUUGGUCAUUUGGUCAGUUAGAGUAAGGCUUUGCCUACCCAGUUUUGAAAAUUGCUACAUUUGGUCCUUUAGCCACUCUGAUCUUGUUUGUAUUCUUUAGAAAUGAGACUCACAGCCAUCACCAACUGAUUACUAUCAAAAUACAUAUCACUUCAUUUUUACCAAUGGGAAAAUGGCUUAGUAUUGAGAGCAGAGAGAGGUGUUGGCCUUUAGUGAUUUGCUUUUUAAAAAUUCUCUGGAAAGCA